Fusarium keratoplasticum is the source of this 1869-nucleotide messenger RNA. RefSeq lists its product as uncharacterized. The record is from RefSeq and is a predicted model, not a curated record. The transcript has a single exon. Gene Ontology annotation, molecular function: beta-glucosidase activity. The coding region runs from base 1 to 1869 and encodes 622 amino acids. Gene Ontology annotation, biological process: carbohydrate metabolic process. NCBI's taxonomy places the organism in Eukaryota, Fungi, Ascomycota, Sordariomycetes, Hypocreales, Nectriaceae.
AUGACAGCCUCGGUUACUUUUAUGCAGCUCUUUUUGGCGUCUUUGGCUGUUGGCCAGCAAGUCUUCUUGCCUGCUGAAGGUCCAACGACUCGUACUCAAUGCAAAGCCAGCACCAAGACGAGUGAGCCCAGAUACACAUAUACUCCUUUCAGUUACACCCAGACAGACACUGUCAGAUAUGCUACCUCAGUGCCUUCUCCGACUACGACAACAACAUAUGCUGCGCCCCCAGAGUCAUUGACAACUCUGUUGCCCUCUCUCUCCUUCACAACCUGGGGCAAAUGGGAUCCCAAUGCAACGACCAAAGCCUCGGACACUGAUGAUCCCUAUGGGCAGGCAGCAUGGACUGCCCUCUGGGAGCACGCAAACCCUCCCAACUUUACCGAAACGGCCGUGUACAGCACGACCGUAUCUCCUACCCCUAUCCCGAGUGACGAGCUCGUGCUGCCUCCGCGAGACUACUUUGGCCCGAGCGACUGCUACAACUUCCCCAAGAACUUCUCUUUUGGGGUCGCCAGCUCGGCUAGCCAGAUUGAAGGGGCCACAGCUGAAGAGGGCAAGUCGCCUUCUCUCAUGGAUAUUCUCGUCCGAGACGCCCGGCCCAAGUCGUACGUGACGAACGAGCAUUACUAUUACUACAAGCAAGACAUUGAGAGGGUGGCGGCCAUGGGUGCCAAGCACUUCUCAUUUAGCAUCGCGUGGACUCGAAUUCUCCCAUUCGCGCUGCCGGGAACCCCCGUGAACCAGGAGGGCAUUGACCAUUACAACGACGUGAUCAACUUUAUCCUCGAGAAGGGCAUGGUGCCCGAGGUGACCCUCCUCCACUUUGACACUCCCCUUCAGUUCUUUGGCAGCAACCUCAGCGUGGCUGCCGACCCCCCACUGAUUGGGUACGUCAACGGUGGCUACCAGAAUGAGACAUUUCAGGACGCCUUUGUGCACUAUGCCAAGGUGGCCAUGACACACUUUGCUGACCGCGUUCCCGUGUGGUUCACCUUUAACGAGCCGCUGCUGUAUUCGUACAAUGCCAAGUCGGUCUACAACGUGGUCAAGGCCCACGCGAGGGUGUACCACUGGUACAAGGAGGAGUUGAAGGGGCAGGGCAAGAUCUCCAUCAAGUUCAACAACAACUUUGGUGUUCCACGUGAUCCAAAGAGCGAAGUCGACGUGUACGCUGCGGAUCACUUCAACUCGAUCCAGCUCGGACCCUUCUGCAAUCCGAUUUUCCUGGGGCAAGACUACCCUGACUCGUUCAAGCAGACGUUUGAAGACUACGUGCCCCUCAGCAAGGAGGAUCUCGACUACAUGGGCGGCACGGCCGACUUUCUUGGCAUCGACCCGUACACUGCCACGGUGAUUGCGCCCCCGGUGGAAGACGACAAGGAGAGCAUCCUCGAGUGCGCCGGGAAUUCCUCGUCGACCUACAGGCCCUACUGCGUGAAUCAGACGACGACCAACGUGUUUGGCUGGGACAUUGGUUACCGCUCUCAGACUUACGUUUACAUUACCCCUACUUACCUCCGCAGCUACCUGAACUAUUUACAUAAUACCUGGAGAACCCCUGUCGCCAUCACCGAGUUUGGGUUCCCCGUGUUUGGGGAAGCUGACAAACAGCUCGUGGAUCAGCUAUUCGACACGCCGCGGAGCAUCUACUACCUGAGCUUCAUGUCCGAGGUGCUCAAGGCCAUCUGGGAGGACGGGGUCGAGGUGGUCGGGGCGUACAGCUGGAGCUUUGCGGAUAACUGGGAGUUUGGGGACUAUGACGCGCACUUUGGCAUUCAGACGGUGAAUCGGACGACGCAGGAGAGGAGAUAUAAGAAGAGCUUCUUUGACCUGGUUGAUUUCAUGAAGGCGAGAGGUGUAGAGUAG